AGAAGAAACAUUUAGGUACGGCUGAAGCAGACUAAAGCAAAUGAAACCCAGGUCUAUCUUCAGUUCACAUUCUAGGACCAUGGAUGGCAGGUGUCUAUGGAAGAGGCAGAAUGUUUUUCUUCUUUUGCUUUUGUUAAGUGGAAUAUCUGGGGGAAGAACCCUGUCACUUAAUGGCUUGCCUGCUACAGGCAAUGUGACAGAAAAUUCUUCAGCUCAUGUUCUGGUUCAUACAUUUCAUGUUACUUUAUCACCAUCACCUUCUGAAGUGGUUUCAGGAUAUCCUUUAAUAAUAAACUCAAAUCCACUUACAGCAGCUUUUCGGAUUGACCCUGGAGCUCCACAUACUUACACAGUUGUUACCACUGGAGAUCCUGACCUAGAUUAUGAAACUAUGCCACACAGCUUUGAGUUGCAGAUUUAUGUUCAGGAUACAGCUGGGGCAAGUGACCUUCAAAUACUGACUGUCCAAAUAAUAGAUGUUAAUGAACCUCCUGUGUUUCAUGGCAAUUUGGCAGACCAAACUGUGAUGAUUUAUGUCCUGGAGGGAAAUAGAACACCUUCUGGAGUUAUUUACCAGAUUGAUGCAGUUGAUCCCGAACAGUCACAACUCAUAUAUUCAUGUACCCCUGUGUCAGAGUCUUUCACUGUCUCUCAGACCGGAACCCUUUCUUCCACAAAAAAAUUUGAUUAUGAGAAAGAUCCACAUACUUAUUUGUUAAACAUCACAGUGACAGACAGCUUAGGACUGAGCGCCACCAGAUCAGUGAUCGUCAACAUUGUUAACAUCAAUGACGAAACACCUUACUUUACCACAAAAGAGAAAGUCUACAGGAUUCCAGAGGAAAUCAGCUCAGGAACUGUUGUGGCCAAUAUAACAGCUAAAGAUCCAGAUGAUGAAGGCUUUACUAGUAGACUUGUCUACAGCAUCCGUCCACCUAAUAUGUAUUUCUCCAUAAAUCCAUUAACUGGUGCAAUUUACGUGGCUAGGCGAAUAGAUCGAGAUGCUGCUCCUCUACGCCAACAUCCUAACAUCUCAUUGGUUAUUCAUGUGGAGGACAGUCCCAGUGGUGGGCAAACAAAUGAAAUGGAGAUAACAGUCACUAUCGGAGAUCUCAAUGACAACCCACCAGAAUGUAACUUGUACAACUUCAGAGUUGAGGUAUAUGAAACAGCCUCCACUGGGAUACUUCUCCUUGACCUGAAAGAUCAGUGCCAGGAUAUGGAUGUUGAACCACCAAAUAAUGAAUUUAACUUCACUGGAUUGUCUGGAGUUGGAAGUAACAGAUUUACACUGAAUCAAUCUGGCUCUGGAAGAAUUGUGUUGACUGGAGAUUUGGAUUUUGAAAAUCCAGCUAAUCUAGCAGUUGAGAAAUAUACUUUGACUACUGUGGUGCAAGAUAUUGCAUGGCCUUACUAUACUAAUAAUAUCUACAUUUACAUCAGAAUAAUGGCAGUAAAUGAGUUCUUCCCAGUCUUCAGUAGCUCAUCAUAUGUAUUUAAUGUUUCAGAAAUUACUCGAGCUGGAUCCAGUAUUGGAAAAGUGAGUGCAACGGACCAGGAUUUACCAUUUACUGGAAUCACCUAUUCCAUUAUAGCUGGAGGAGGUACUCUUUCUUAUACAAACAUAUUCUGGAUCAAUCCAAAUGAAGGAAAUCUGCAGAUUAUUGCUACAUUAGACUAUGAAACAACGCAGAGGUACAUUGUCACAGUGCAAGCUUCUGACACAGAGAAGUUUGCUACGGUCUCUGUAACCAUCAAUGUUCUUGAAGAAAAUGAUGAAAAACCAGUUUGUUCAGCCAAUACCUAUUCGUUAGCAAUCCCAGCAGACCUGGCUGUUGGGACCAACAUAGAGGGUUUCAGGAUAGAGUGUGUUGAUCGCGAUUCUAGUCCUAGAUCUUUCCGGUACUUCAUUAAUUCAGGUAAUGUGAAUAAUCAUUUCAUAUUUUCACCAAGUUCCGGCUCCAAUGUCUCUGAGUUGAUUCUAGCAUCUAGAUUUGACUAUGACAGUGGUUUGGAUAUGAUCUGGGACUACAGACUGCAAGUCUAUAUAACAGAUGACAAUUUGCUGUCAAGUUCAAACAGAGCUACAGCCUUCAUUGAAACUGGGACAGUAACAUUAAGCAUCAAAGUUAUCCCAAAACUGACUACUCCCAUCACUAUUACACCUGCCAUUACACUUCUCAUCAGAACAGAAAAUGUUUAUUCUGACUCAGCUUGGUAUGUGCCAUUCAUCAUUUCUAUUGGUAGCAUGCUACUGCUUGGACUGCUUGGAUACCUCACCUUCCUGCUGGCAAAAUAUAUCCGUACUUACUGUCCAUCAAAACCCAAAGCAGAUAAAAGACCACUGAUGAACACACCAGCAGAAAAGAAGAAAGUUAAGAAAGAAGUGGUUCUGGAAAUGACCAAGAUAAACACUGUCUUUGAUGGAGAAGCUAGAGACCCAGUCACUGGCAAAAUGUAUGAAUUCAAUUCAAAAUCUGGUGCCCGAAGAUGGAAAGACACAAAGCAGCCUGUUGAGCCAGGAAUAAAGAAUACAGUUGCAUGGGUAAUUUCAGCUGCUCCAGCAAACAGGAGAGAAGACAAAGACAGAACAGGGACUCCAAGCAAGCAAGAAGCUAGAAUGAAUGUCCGAGAGCUGACAACAGAGAAUAACAUAGCAACAAAGCCCUCGGAAGGAAAGGCAGAAACGUCUAGCAAGGGUGGCCUGAAAUCACAAAAGCCAAGAGAAGAUUUUGGGGCCAGGGAUUCAGCCUCAUCAGACAGGUCACCAGACCCCUCUCUCAAAUUAUACCCUCAGUUACAGCUAAAGCCAGUCUCAAAGAAUGUGGUGUAAAUCUUUUGGGAGUCAUCUCAGCUGUGUAUUAUGGGAAAACCUUCACUCCAGCACUACAAUAUCAACAGAUAAAGGGACUUACGCUUCUUACUCAGCACCACCUACAGGGAACAGUACCAUGUAAAUUACAUCCAAACAUAGGACCAAGUUUUCACCACAGCUGUAUGGAUCAAAUCAUAAAUGCAAUCCUCAAGUCCCCCAUAACACAGAGACUGUUGGCUAAUGUGGCUAGAAGCAUGAGCUACCCCAGUGAAGGUGGGCAAGAGUUGGAGGCCAGGACCACAGAAUGGAUACAUGAUACACUUCUUUAAAAAGUAUAGCAGCUGGCACAGUAAGAAAGAGAUCCAGGAAGUGUUGUGUCUCCAUUCCAGCCUCAAAGGCAAAAUUGCACCCUUUGAUUGUAUUAAAAUAAUGGGGGGAAGGGGAAUGUAAAUGAACAAGGGUUUUUGCAAGUUAUUAUGCUUUAGAGUGGAAACAAAUGUGUGUCUUGAUUGAAACUUUUGCUGCCAUAGCCCUGCGCUCUUCUAAAAAUGCCGGAAAAGCAAAGUGAAGCUGAUUAUUUAACACAAAAACAAACACUAAGAAACUGAAAAGGUUUCUUUCAUUAAAGAAAAUAAUCAUACAGAAAGGCAUGUAAAUUAGAAUUUACAAAUUCAAUUUAAAUAGUCUAGUGUUUUGUUAGUAACAGUUCAGUGUUUGUCACACUAUUUUUAUCUGGACCUUUGUGAUUUAGAAAUGAAUUUGUUUUGCAAAUGUUUUUGAAUGGAAAAAUCCCUAGCUUCAUUUGUUAUUUUAGGUCCUCCUCUUAAAGUUUAUAGUUUAUUUUGCUUUCGUAACUUUAUUACUGUUCAACUUCAUCGCCUUAUGCGCUUUUUCUGAAGCUUUUGUAUUUGGCAAAAAUCAAGCUGAAUAUGCCCAGAAGAAAAAUGAUUUCACAAAUAUAUUACAAUACAACUCAUCUAGUUUGAUAAUGUAUGACGUUUAUGCUGUGUACAAGACUGAAGCAGGAAAGGGGUGUUUGCAUCAUUACAAGAAACUGCUAGUUUGAAAACAAAAAUAUUUAUGAAUAAGGCAUUAAAUUUCAGAAAUCUUCUGCUUUUUUUCCUUGUGUACAGUGAGAAUGAUCUAAUAAUCCCAAUCAUUUUAUGCUGUCUCAGAAUUUAAGAUUUUAUUUUCAGACGUGUCAGCUGGCACCAUGUUACAGGGGCACUACCCGUAUUUCAGGCCCAAAUCUAGUAACAGCAGUCUGAUUUUCCAGAACUGAGAAGGAAGCACACAAGACUUGAUUCCAUUCCUUAAGCAAUGAACUUGACCAGGUCUCCCAUUGCUAGGUUCCUACUAAUUGUAGGGGCAUCCUUUGUGGUGUUACAUUAGCAUGCUGCUUUUAAGGACCUGGGAGCAGUUUAGCUCAUGAACUGUUUUAUUAGGAAACACCAACUGCAAUGGGAAAAGAAGAAAGCAGGGGAAACUCUUCAGUCAUGGCAACAUUGC
Molecule: messenger RNA, 4324 nt
Organism: Pelodiscus sinensis (Chinese soft-shelled turtle)
Lineage: Eukaryota; Metazoa; Chordata; Testudines; Trionychidae
Source: RefSeq, a predicted model, not a curated record